AAUACUGUUCGGAUUACGUCUUAAAUUGUUUCAUGUUUGUGACUGGCACGUAUUAAAUUUAAUUUUUGAAAAAGAUUUUUAUGAAUAAAAUGGAAUCUGAUGGUGAAAAAGAACAUUUAUUAAUUAACCAAGCAUCCAAGGCUUCAGGAGUAAAAUGUGAUAUUGUAAAUGAAUGUCAAAUGUUUUUAAAGGCUGAGGAAGGUGGAGGAGAUGCACACACAAUUAUGGGGGAUAAUAUUCUAGCAGAGACUGAAAAAAGUAAAAAUAGCUUUAUUAAUCCACCACAGCCUGAAAUUAAAGAAUUUUCAUCAGAAGAAGCCUUACAUUCUAAUCGAGAUAAUGGUAUUGAAGGUAGUGGACAACAGUCUUUGAAUGAUAGUGUAAAAGCUCAAGGGACUGUUGAGUCCCCAGAUUCAAAACAAGAUGGAUUACCAAAUACUGUUACAGUGUUGGAUGCACCGAACGGUGGUAAAGUAUACUUGGUUGGGACUGCACAUUUUAGCUUGCAAUCGCAAGAAGAUGUUUCAAGGGUCAUUCAAGAAGUAUCCCCACACAUAGUUAUGGUUGAACUCUGUGAGCAAAGGACCAAUAUUUUAUUACUUGAUGAAGAGGUUAUUUUAAGAGAAGCUAAAAAUAUUAAUAUUAAGAAAAUUAGGGCAACUAUGGCUCAAAAUGGAGUAUUUAAUGGUUUAAUGUACAUAUUGCUUUUGAAUAUGUCGGCCAAUAUCACUAGAGAGCUAGGUAUGGCUCCUGGUGGUGAGUUUAGAAGAGCAAUGGCUGAGGCUAAAAAAGUUCCUAAUUGUAUAGUCCAAUUAGGAGAUCGUGCCAUUGACAUAACUCUACACAGAGCAAUUGCAUCACUAUCCUGGGGACAAACAAUCCGGUUUAUUUGGCAUUUGCUUACAUCUAACCAAAGUAUAAGUUUAGAAGAAGUAGAGAGAUGUAAACAGAAGAAGAUGCUAGAGGACAUGCUGGAGGAAAUGGCGGGAGAGUUUCCCGCGCUUAAGCGUGUGUUUGUCGUCGAGAGGGACAUGUAUCUGUGUCACUCACUGCAAGUUGCUGCCUUGCAGACACGAAGGGAACCAUGUCGUAUUGUGGGUGUAGUUGGCAUCGGUCACGUGGCGGGGAUCGUCGAGUACUGGGGCAAGAUUACUCCGCAGGAUAUAGCGCCGUUGCUUGUAGUGCCGCCGCCAUCGCUGUCGACGCGCAUAAUCCGCGUGUCGGUGCGCGUGGCGUGCGCGGGCGCGCUGCUGUACGCCGGCUACAAGCUGGCGCCGCGCCGCUGGCUGCCGUGAUGUACGCGCGCGCACACAUGGGAAUCCAUGAUAUUCGGAUUGGAAAUAUUUCGGAACUCUAAAAUCGACAAAGUCGAUGUCUUAUGAAACGUAAUAAUUGUCAUAAAUUAAAAAGGCCUACGGUUAGACCGAAAUUAUAUAUUUUUGAGCUUAUGUGUUCUCUAUUUUUUCUAAUUAAUUUCAAUUUAUUUCAUGCUAUACCAAUCCAAAUGCAAUUUACCAUGUUCAACAUUUGAUUUAUUUAAGUGGAGCUAGAAUUUCUUUGCUGUUAAGAAUACAAUUAUAUUACUUUAAAAGAUUGCUUGUAAUUUUAAUUGAUAAGAAAGAGGAUAAGAAGGAAAUGUUAUCCAGGAUUUUAUCAAUUUAUUAAACACUUUUUGUCACAACUGAGUCAUAUCGAAAAUUAUAACUUAUUAAGACUUGAGACAUUUUUAAAAUAAAAUGGGACCUAAAAUGUAAGAUGAUACAAUUAUUAAUUAGUUCUAAUCGUGGAAUUUAAGAAUAAAAUAGAGUUUUGAGUUAUCUUUUUGAAAGAUCUCUAUAUAGCAGCUAUAUCUACAAUGAGAGGUGUAUAGAGCAAUCGCUUUAAGAAAUUGUAAGUCAUCGAUGCAAGGGUGCAAGUUUGCAAUAGCACGGCGAUAAGCAAAGAAUUGUAAUGCCUUCAUUAUUAGCAGUUUCAUCUAUAAAAUAUAUUUUAUUAUAUUGUGAAUUCGAUUUUGCUAUUUCUAGAAUUCGGAUUGGGCCUGUCUAGGUCGGCUGACAACGAUGACAAACUGUUUCUUUAAGGCGAAUGGACUUGUUUUAAUUUUAGAUUAAUAAUAUAUUAAAUUUGGGUUACACUUUAAUUAAUUGUUGCAUUAAAAAACACAUUCGUUAUAUGUAUAUUUGUAGAAGUAAAACGUGUUACAAAUGUUUAUUUUUUUAGUUCGUAUGUAUUUUAAAAAUAUCUCAAUACUCUUUAAUAUGAUCACAUAUUAUAUGACCAAUUAAAAAGAAUUGAAAGGAUUUUGAAACCUUAAAACAUAAGUUCAAAGGAAGGAAUAGGGAUAUCAGUCGUAGUCUUUGAUUAUUUUUUUACAUUUUCAAUUGUUAUCUUUAUUAUCGUGAAUGGUGGGCUUCAAUAUACCGUCGCACUUCCUCUUGACAAAAAAAAAAACAAUAUUACCAC
Molecule: messenger RNA, 2463 nt
Organism: Zerene cesonia (dogface butterfly)
Lineage: Eukaryota; Metazoa; Arthropoda; Insecta; Lepidoptera; Pieridae
Product: traB domain-containing protein-like
Exons: 11
Coding region: 81-1295 (404 amino acids)
Source: RefSeq, a predicted model, not a curated record